AUGGAUUUCGUUGACAACUUGAUGGAAGAUGAAAUUGAGAGAGAGACGCUUCUUGCCAAACCCACCUGCUUCAUCAUAGUUGGAAAACCGGGUAUUGGCAAAUCCACUUUGGCCAAGAACAUUGCAGAGUCCUGGAAGUGUAUCUUGAUUGAUGAUUCAGAUAUUCUCAACACACACAUACAAAAUAGAACGGAGGAAGGUUUAGAGAUCUUAGAUAUCUUAUCUGAGGGGAAGGUUUUACCAGAAGACAAGGUGCUGCAGCUGAUUCUUAACAGGCUCGAUUCACCAGAUGUGGAGCACUAUGGAUAUGUGCUGAGCUGCCUGCCGCUUAUGUCUGAGGAGUGUCUGAAGAUUGAUGAGCAGAUUGCACUGAUCAAGAACCUCAAGCUGACACCUGAUUUCAUCAUUAAUAUCAAGUAUGCAGACAAGGACCUGGCCAAGAGGCUUGCAGGUCUGAAGCAAUACCCAGAGACAGGGCAGCUAUACACAAGGGACAAGUGGCAGUGUGAAGAUGUGUACAUCAAGAAGAGAGACAGCAAGGAUGAGGCAAUGGAGGAUAAAGGGGUGCAGGGACUCCAGAGGGAUGUUAUUUACCAGAUGGUGUGGGCACCAGAGAAUUUAACCCAAAAUGCUUUGUAUAGAAUCAACAUGUACAAAGAUACAGUGCUUAAACCACUGGAGGACUACAUGGCAGCCCACAACCCCCUCUAUCGGAUGGAGCUGGAUGGACACAACACACCUGAAGAGCUUCACUCUUCUGUUAUGUCCCGUCUUGGAUCAUUGGCAAUAAAACAUGUUUCCAUUCCCAUCCUCCUCCACAAAGCUGAUGAAGAAUUGCCAGAAGAGGCUGAUACGGUGGACCUAUUGAGACAUAUGUCCUCCACCAAUCCGGUGGCCCCUGGCUUCCGGUGGAGAAGGAGCCGCUGGGGCCAAACCUGCCCUGUUGCUCUGCAGGAGGGCCAGGUUGUACCUGGCCAACCUGAGCUAUCUGUCAGCUUCCAGGACAAACUGUACAUCCUCUCAUCUUCCGAGGCCUACCAGAAGUUUGUCACAAACCCCAGACAGUACUUACUCCCUCCGAUGCCCAGGCCCCCUUGCAAGGUUUCUAUCGUUGGACCCCCUCAGUCAGGAAAGAGCACCUUAUGUAAGCUUCUAGCGCAGCACUACAAUGCAUUGGUGCUUGACGCGGAGGACCUGGUGCAGCCAAUUCUGGCCAAGAUUGAACAGGAGAAGCACACUGGAUGGGUGCUUGACAACUUUCCUAGCAACCUCUCCCAGUGGGAUUUUUUAAAACAAGGUGAAAUCCUGCCACACAUCAUCUUUUGUCUCAAAGACAGUGGUGGACAUAACGUUUUGGAGAGAAUGUAUGAGAGGAACAAGGAGAAGGUGGACAGGGCAGUGAGGAAGAGGCUGCGAACCGAAUCAAAUCUAGAGACAAUCGUUGGAGAAAAUGAUGGUAUGGAAGAUCUCCUGUAAAGUCCAACUCCUUCUCCCUCUGUUGAUCAAGCUGUGACACUACCUGAUCACUGGGAGCUGGGUUAUCCAGACGGCCCAGAGAUGAAGGACUACAAACUGCAACUCAAGAAGUUUGUGUCUGAAUGGGAAGCAAUGGAGACGGCUCUAACUACUGCCCUCUUAGUUCUGGAGAUUGGUGGAAAAAGCCCAGAGGACCUGCUUCAAGAGAUAGUCCUUCACAUGGAGAAGCCCUUCAAGUAUGUUCCCUGGGAGCUGUCACAGCUGGACCUGUUCGAGGAGAAAGAGGAUAUGGAGGCCUUAGCCGAGUUGGAGAAACCUGAUGAAAAAAGCAGUGACAACAAAGCACCAGAUGAUGAGGAUAAGGUGGACAGACCCCGUAAGAGAUCAUUUGGUGAUACUCUUCAUUUCUGUCCUGUGGCCUUUAAAAACCAAAACACCCUGUGGCCCUGUACGGACGAGAUUGCAGCCAAAUACCGGGAGAAGAUCUUCUACUUCUCCAGGGCAGAAGCGAGAGACACCUUCCUUCAAAACCCAACACGAUUUGUUGCAAAGACUGAGCCUCUCAAGCCUUCUGCCCUUCGGAUCCUUUCCCUCGGUAACCGAGGGUCAGGAAAGACCUCUCAUGGUGAGUGGCUUGCCCGGCAGCUUGGCCUCUUCCAUAUUCAGUUCAGGGAGCAGCUCCAAAUGCUCCUCAUCGCCAAGACAAAGAAGCGGGUGCCUUAUUCAGAUGAAGUAGAGCCCACUGACGAGUCUCUGGAGGAACUGGUCACCCAGAUACAGGACGCCCGGUUGGAGGCUGGGGAGGAGGAGGAGGAGGUUGAGGAGGAGGAAGUGGAACUGACUGCUGAGGAAUACGCCAUCAAAGACUACCUAUCUGAUGGAGAUUCACUAUCUCCACAUAUCCUGGACAUGGUUAUUGCACCAUUCUGGGAUCAAGAACCAUACAUAUCCACAGGUUUUAUUCUGGAGGGCUUCCCACAUCAUUCCGAAGAGGUGCAGUACAUGCUGGAUGGACAGCUUUUCCCUGACGUCGUAGUAACCAUGAAGGUGGAUGUCACAGAUGUUCAGAAACGUCUGUUGCUGGCAUACCUGAAGAGGUGGCGUAAGCGCCGCGACCACCGGCAAGGACAGAAGAAUAUUCUACAGGAUCUUCGCAUGAAAAUCAGGGAUGAGAAAAUGGUCUGGAGACGGGCUGAACUCACCGCAGAGGCACUGACUGCAAGAUUUGAGGAUGAUGAAGAUGAGGAAGAAGAAGUCGAUGAAAAGGAAGAAGCAGGAGACAGCAUGGCGGAUAAGAUAGAGGCCAUACUGGAAGUGGAGUUUGCUUUGGAUGGAGACAACGAAGACUCAGAGAUCGAGGAGAAUGAGGAGGCAGCUAUCGAGCGGCUGAAGAGGGAGAUCGAGCAGCGUUUUGCGUCAGAUGAAGAAGACCUUGCAACUGUAACGGAGAUGCUGAGUGAGCAACACAUUCCAAGUAUCUCUAUCAGUGCCUCUCGCAAGCCGCGCUUUGUGAGGAAUCAGCUGCUCCAGAAGUUACAGCCUCUGCUGACUAACAGGCAGUCACUUUUCCAAACAUGUCAACCCAUCUCAUCCACCCUGGCACCGAGGCUGCUGCUCUUUUCCUACAAGCUCCACAGUGCCUUUGGCUGCUUGGAUCCCAUAAAGCAAUACAGAGAGAGAGAAUUGAUCCAGUCUCUGCAGUGGCCUCUGAAUACCACACAUCCCGUAAUCUUCAAUCAGUAUAUCUACUUCUUUGAAUCUAAGGAGAACCGUAACACAUUCAUGCUCAACCCUCUGAAGUACCUCAGGCAGCCCAAGCCCUCCCCAUCCCUCCCUGUUAAACUGGCCGUCGUUGGACCACCCAAAUCUGGGAAAACCACUGUGGCACAGAGCUUUGCUCAGAAGUAUGGCUUGGCGAGGCUGUCCAUUGGUAGAGCUAUGCGUAUGGUGCUUGAAACUCAGGAGCACACAGAUCUGGCUUUCCAAGUGAAACAGCUUCUCUCCCAGGGCCUUGUUGUGCCUGAUGAACUGGCCAUUCAGUGUCUGGAGGUGGUUCUCUUGAGCUCAGUCUGCAGCACCCGAGGGUAUGUUUUGGACGGCUUUCCGAUGACACUUAAGCAGGCGGAGCUAAUGGGUUCUCGGAGCAUCAUCCCCAUGAUAGUAAUUGAGCUUGAGCUGGACACAGUGGAGGUGCUAAGAAGAGGUCACAUGGACCAGUUAAAACCCAACAAGUCUCACCUUAUGCAUGACAGCGCUGAGAUACUUCACAAUCGUACCGCCCAUUACAGGCAAGAGGUGGAGCAGGUGAGGAAAUAUUUCCAGUAUCAAUAUCGGAACUGGAUUGUGCUUGAUGGCUUUAAGAGCAAAUGGUGGAUCUGGAGCAAGAUUGUAAAGGAAGUCAGUAUCAGCAUGGCGUACAUCGACAACUUCCUGGAGAGGACACUCAGCGGUCAAGCUGCCAGCAUCGACAGGAUGUGCAUCACACCAGAGGAGCUGCAGCAUCGGCUUGAAGAGUUUGGCCAUUACUGCCCAGACUGCUUGGCUAUAAAUUAUCACCUGACGGACUGCUCAGAAACUGUAGCUUUGACUCAUGCGGCUGAGUACAGAGGAAAGCUUUACAAGAUGUGUGGCAAAGAGCAUUUAGAGAAAUUCCUGUCCUCUCCAGAAAAGUUUGUGACUCCGAGGUGCCCAUACCCUCUCCCAGAACCCCACAUGCUGCCAAGUAAACUAACUGAGAUUCAGGUGAAGAACAAGUACCCACAGAAAGUUCAGAUGAUGGGCUUUUGUCCUGUCACUUACUUCUGUGGAAAGCAAAGGUAUGAAGCCCUGGUUGAAGGAAAGAUGGAGUUCGCUGUGGAAUACAGAGAACAGUUCUAUUUUUUCCGGUCGAAACGGGAACAGGACAUGUUUUUGAGGAGUCCUGAAACAUUCUGGGACCAGAAGCUGCCCGUUAAAGUCCCUCCUCUUUGUGACCCCGUACCCCUCAUCGCCCUUCCGACGUUGGGCUACCUGGAACAGGCUGUGGCAGUGGCAGUCUUCAAGGCCAUGACAGCUGCGGGGUGCCUCAAACCCAAGUAUCCCUUCGUCAGCAUACAAAGAUCAGCAGUCCUCUAUGUGGCCUUCUAUCUCAAAGCUACCAACGAGAGGAGCGAGGAUUAUAUUCGCCGGAUGCACAAAGCCAACCUGACCUUGUAUGAAAAGAGCUGCGCCCUACUCCCCUACCUGAGCUCAACGAUGAGAGGGCGCUACAAGCAGCCCAGUGAACGUCCUAUCGACUUCGAGUCCAAAAUGAACGAGUUCCUGGCUUUGAAAGACUAAGAACCAACUGCUUACUGUAGCUAUGCCUGUUUUUAUGCUGGUUUUUCUCUUCACGU
Molecule: messenger RNA, 4850 nt
Organism: Platichthys flesus (European flounder)
Lineage: Eukaryota; Metazoa; Chordata; Actinopteri; Pleuronectiformes; Pleuronectidae
Product: adenylate kinase 9-like
Exons: 31
Biological process (GO): AMP phosphorylation
Cellular component (GO): cytoplasm
Molecular function (GO): ATP hydrolysis activity; ATP binding; AMP kinase activity
Source: RefSeq, a predicted model, not a curated record